GAUUUGCACAAGGGGCCGCUUCAAGGAGGUGAGGCUGGAGGAGCGGCAGCCGCGGCACUGUGCGCAGGCGCGGAACUGACGGGACGGACCAGGCGGCGGUGGCGCUAGCUGGUGAGAGGAGAGCGAAGGUCCGAGGUCUAAAGAAAGCCCCUUUUGCUGAAGGAACACAUUUGCUGGUAUAGUUUCAUAAUGCCAAGUACUUUGCCCUUCUGGAUCUUAAAAAAUUCUGCAAGGAGCGGCAUUGCCACGUUACAGGGGGGCAAACGUUUAUAUUCAAGGUGGGCCUCAAAUGGAAAUGAAGCAAGUUGGAGACUCUUUUCCCACCUACCAAGCACCAGAAAAAGCAGUGUCCCGUGCAGUGGCUUCACUCUGCAGAAAGCCUCCAGACAUACAUCAACAGAGGAAGAUGACUUUCAGUUGCAGCUCAGCCCUCAGCAGGUAAAUGAAGUUCUGAGAGCUGGCGAGUCAGCCCACAAGAUUCUUGACCUUGUCAGUGGAGUCCCAAAUUCUGUGUUACGGUUUGAGAGCAACCAGCUGGCUGCCAAUUCCCCAGUGGAAGACCGUCGAGGUAUCGCUACCUGCCUGCAGACCAAUGGUCUGAUGUUUGGCAUCUUUGACGGACAUGGUGGCCAUGCGUGUGCUCAAGCAGUGAGUGAGAGGCUCUUCUACUAUGUGGCUGUGUCACUGAUGUCCCAGCAGACCCUGGAGCGGAUGGAGGGAGCUGUGGAAAGCAUGAAGCCCCUGCUGCCCAUCCUGCAUUGGCUCAAGCGCCCAGGGGACAGUAUCUACAAGGAUGUCACGUCCGUGCACCUCGAUCACCUCCGUGUCUACUGGCAGGAGCUGCUUGACCUGCACAUGGAAAUGGGACUCAACAUUAAGGAAGCAUUAACGCAUUCCUUCCAGAGACUGGAUUCUGACAUCUCGCUGGAAGUCCAGGCGCCCCUGGAAGAUGAGAUGACAAGGAACCUUUCACUCCAGGUCGCCUUCUCUGGGGCAACAGCUUGCAUGGCCCACGUGGAUGGAGUUCACUUGCAUGUGGCAAACGCUGGUGACUGUCGGGCCAUCCUUGGGGUCCAGGAGGACAAUGGCAUGUGGUCUUGUCUACCCCUCACCUGCGACCAUAAUGCCUGGAACCCGGCCGAGCUGUCGCGGCUGAAGAGGGAGCACCCUGAAUCAGAGGACAGGACGGUCAUCGUGGACCACAGGCUGCUGGGCGUCCUCAUGCCCUGCAGGGCCUUUGGGGACGUCCAGCUGAAGUGGAGUAAAGAGCUGCAGCACAGUGUCCUGGAGAGGGGCUUUGACACCGAGGCCCUCAAUAUUUACCAGUUCACCCCCCCGCACUACUAUACUCCCCCCUACCUGACUGCCAAGCCUGAGGUCACCUACCACAGGCUGAGACCCCAGGAUAAGUUCCUCGUGCUGGCCUCGGAUGGUCUGUGGGACGUGCUGGGCAAUGAAGAAGUGGUGAGGCUGGUGGUGGAGCACCUGGCGGAAGCAGGUCGGCACAAGCCAGACCUGGCCCAGAGACCUGCCAACCUGGGACUCAUGCAGAGCCUGCUGCUGCAGAGGAAAGCCCAGGGGCUCCACGCAGCCGACCAAAACGCGGCCACACGUCUGAUCAGACACGCCAUAGGGACCAAUGAGUACGGGGAGAUGGAGCCUGAGCGGCUGACAGCGAUGCUGACGUUGCCAGAGGACUUGGCGAGGAUGUACAGGGAUGACAUCACUGUCACGGUGGUGUAUUUUAACUCAGACUCAAUAGACACCUAUUACAGGGCGGGUUGAGAGGCUCCCGUCUGGCCAAGGUUAACUUAAAUGCUUUGCUAAGACAUUUUUCAUUUAUCCUUAAGCUGGCUCUUCAGACCUUACUGUUAAAAAGGCAGGCAGAUGUCGCUUGCUUAAAAAUAGACUGACGUGAGCGAAAAAAACCAGCCUUGGUUUAAAAACAGUAGCAGUGAUUUCAUGUCCCCGUGUGUUUUGGUCACCUUUUCCAGGUAGAGAGGGCAGAGCGUGGAGAGCAUAUGGGCUUGGGCCCAUAGCCAAAGCCCUUUUAUAAAGACACUGUUGUUAAACUCAGCCUGAGCCUUCCGAGGGUAGGUUUAAUCAUCGUUCUGAGAAUGUAAAGAACUUCAGGAUUUUCUGAGGUUAUGCCGCAAAAUCAGCACACUUGGCAGUUUUCCCCAGUUCACAGUCGUGGACAGCUAGACUAUGAAGGAAGGUUUUGUUUAGUUUUUAUUUUUAAAUUGCUAAGACCUAGGUUUACAAAGCAUAUUCUAGAAUACUUUUCUAUGCAACAUUCGAACUUUUUUGUGUGACUCUACUUGUGAAAACAUUAUGUGAUGCUACACCCUCGUUGUGUUUUAGUUUGGCCUAAAACCAAGUCCUCAGAGUUGCAAACCGGCCUGCUUGUAAGCAUGCUUGGAAUGACUCGUCUUGGUUUUCAGCCGAGAGGGGUGAGGGUGGGUAAGGCCUCUGCACCAGCUGAAUUCACUUGUGCAGCUGGCGAGCGCUUCUGCUGUGUCUCACCCCUUGAACCUUGAGCCAUACUAGGAGGUAACUUCUGUCUAAGCCUUAAUUCCUGGCCUUCCCUGCGUUAAUAAAAUACCCUCCAGGGCUUAGCCUCUGGGCAGGUUAAUUGAGAGCACUUAGCCUUUCUGAUUAUACCUCUCAAGCGUUCUUCUGUGAAUUCCACCUAAUCCUCCUGCCUCUGCUCUGC
Molecule: messenger RNA, 2716 nt
Organism: Lontra canadensis (Northern American river otter)
Lineage: Eukaryota; Metazoa; Chordata; Mammalia; Carnivora; Mustelidae
Gene: PDP2
Product: pyruvate dehyrogenase phosphatase catalytic subunit 2
Exons: 2
Coding region: 190-1785 (531 amino acids)
Biological process (GO): protein dephosphorylation
Molecular function (GO): cation binding; protein serine/threonine phosphatase activity
Source: RefSeq, a predicted model, not a curated record